AUGGACUGUGUGGAGGUACAACCGCACGUAAGCCUACGCGAAGGGCAGGUCCAGCCAGUAGUGCUGACAGUGGGAGAUCCCAAACGUGUUGAUGCUGUCUUAGAGCUGUGCGACUCGUAUGAACAUCUGUCAUACAACAGAGAAUACAAAUCUGCGACGGCAGAAAUCGACGGAGAAAAGAUUACAGUCAUCUCCCACGGUGUAGGGGCAGCAGGCGCCAUGAUCUGUUUUGAGGAACUCAUUAAACUAGGGGCCAAAGUUAUCAUAAGAGCUGGCACUUGCGGCAGUCUGAAACCAGACAAAAUCAAGACAGGAGAUAUUUUUGUACCCUACGCUAUGGCGAGGGACCCCGACGCGACCGAGCUGUAUGCAUCAAAACGGCUACCAGCCGUAUCUUCUCCCCGUAUUUAUCAGGCGCUGUUGCGGUCAGCAGCAUCCCUGGAGAUUAAAGUGUUGACAGGAAUUGGUUUAUCCAGUGGCUUGUUCUACGGAAGGACGACCGAGCAUCUAAACCAUCUCAGAAGAUGGGGGGAGCUGACGGAUGUUGUAGAGUGCGAACUGCAGGCGCUCUUCCUGGUGGGAUUGGCUAGAGGGAUUGAAACUGGAGGCAUCAUUACGGUUGAUGGCUCGCCUUUAGAGUGGGAUAAAGUGAGGCUUGCCAAAUCUGCUUACACGCAUCUUUUUCUCUAG
This is a messenger RNA of Cyclospora cayetanensis, 690 nucleotides long. RefSeq names its product uridine phosphorylase. Gene Ontology annotation, cellular component: cytosol. The record is from RefSeq and is a predicted model, not a curated record. Gene Ontology annotation, molecular function: uridine phosphorylase activity. Gene Ontology annotation, biological process: uridine catabolic process. The coding region runs from base 1 to 690 and encodes 229 amino acids. The transcript has 2 exons. NCBI's taxonomy places the organism in Eukaryota, Apicomplexa, Conoidasida, Eucoccidiorida, Eimeriidae.